Molecule: messenger RNA, 933 nt
Organism: Lepidothrix coronata (blue-crowned manakin)
Lineage: Eukaryota; Metazoa; Chordata; Aves; Passeriformes; Pipridae
Gene: ERFE
Product: erythroferrone
Exons: 5
Coding region: 269-631 (120 amino acids)
Biological process (GO): negative regulation of gluconeogenesis; positive regulation of insulin receptor signaling pathway; positive regulation of D-glucose import across plasma membrane
Molecular function (GO): hormone activity
Source: RefSeq, a predicted model, not a curated record
ACAGUAGGGCUGGGCAGAGACUGGAAAAGUGGAGGUUCUUUCCUAACGCCGAACCCCGGUGGGGUUUGGGUCAGGAAUAGCAAAGGAGCAGGCAAAGGUGCAGAGGGCAGCCUGGGAAGGGCAUAAGGAAGAGGAAGAACGCAGCCCCCAGGCCGGGGCCCAUCAUCGCGUGAACGCAGCCUUCCACUGCCGAACGCGAGAAGACAUCUCCGUGGAGCAGAGAACACGACAGGAGCUGCAGCUGUUCUACAUCCCUGAGAGGGAGGAGAUGUUUCACCGUGGCCUAGGGCUGAACCUGACCAGUGGGCAGUACACAGCCCCCAUCGCAGGGUACUACACCUUCACCACCACGCUGCACGUCGUGCACAGGGAGCCGCCGAAGAAGAGGCAGGGGUGCCGGGGGACGCGCCUGCGCGUGCUGAUCUGUGUGCAAUCCCGCUGCCAGCACAACAGAAAUUUGGAGACUUCGUCCCGGCUGGAGAGCAGGGGUGACCUGUUCACCAUCUCUGUCACCGGAGUCCUUUACCUGCAGGCUGGGCAGUACGCCUCUGUUUUUGUGGAGAACGCUGCAGACUCUCCCCUCACUGUUCGAAGGGGCUCUGAUUUCAGCGCCGUUCUGCUGGGGGUGUGAAGAGGCACCAGGCAGGGCACUGAACUUGUGCCAGGAGCAGCCAGACCCUUCCCUUUGCCAGCCACAAUCACAUCUCCCCUGCUCAGCACCGAGCCCAGGGAAGACCAUUUGCUCUUGCAGGAAUUGCAGUCUGGUCUGAUACUGCUCGUGCUGCAGAACCAGCUGAGGAUGAACAAAAGAUCAUGGAGAAGAUGAUAAUAAAACAGCCUGACAAGGACCUAAAGGCAUUCACUUUUAACUUAAGGCUAGGCCUGGAAAUUUAUCUUGGAAAAUGCUGCUGACAGUGGCAGAUGUCAGAUGGU